Messenger RNA from Phycodurus eques (leafy seadragon), 5502 nucleotides. RefSeq names its product rho GTPase-activating protein 42 (gene arhgap42b). The transcript has 25 exons. Gene Ontology annotation, cellular component: cytoplasm. Gene Ontology annotation, molecular function: GTPase activator activity; protein binding. Gene Ontology annotation, biological process: signal transduction. The coding region runs from base 149 to 2800 and encodes 883 amino acids. The record is from RefSeq and is a predicted model, not a curated record. NCBI's taxonomy places the organism in Eukaryota, Metazoa, Chordata, Actinopteri, Syngnathiformes, Syngnathidae.
AGUGAGGCUCAGAGCAGCCGAAAGUUCGUCGCCUCCAACUUCUUUUUUUUGUUUGUUUUCCGCCCUCGAUGCGGCGUCCGUGCUGCGCGUGAAGACGUGAGCGGCUCGCGUGGUUUCUCGUUGUGCGGCGGAGACACGGAAGGCAGCCAUGGGACUCCCCACGCUGGAGUUCAGCGACUCUUUUCUGGACGGCCCCGAUUUCCGCGAGCGCCUCAAGUGUCAUGAGAUCGAACUGGAGAGGACCAAUAAGUUCAUCAAGGAGCUUAUUAAGGAUGGAAAUAUGCUCAUCGGCGCGCUGAGGAAUCUUUCUGCCGCUGUCCAGAAGUUCUCUCAGUCGCUGCAGGAAUUCCAGUUUGAGUGCCUAGGUGACGCCGAGACGGAUGAUGAGGUGAACAUUGCCCAGUCCUUCAAGGAGUUCUCCAAGCUGCUCAACACCGUGGAAGAGGAGAGACGACGCUUGAUUCAGAACGCAGAUGACGUCUUGAUCACUCCCUUGGAAAAGUUUCGCAAGGAGCAGAUCGGCGUUGCCAAGGACGGGAAAAAGAAAUUUGAUAAGGAGACGGAGAAAUAUUACUCCACGCUUGAGAGACACCUGAACCUGUCGUCCAAAAAGAAAGAAGCUUAUCUUCAAGAGGCCGACACGCAGAUUGAUAAGGAGAGGCAACUCUUCUACGACGCGUCCCUUGAGUAUGUCUUCAAAAUACAGGAAGUGCAAGAAAAGAAGAAGUUUGAAUUUGUGGAGCCGCUGCUGGCCUUCCUGCAGGGCUUGUUUACGUUCUACCACGAAGGAUACGAGCUGGCUCACGAGUUUGAGCCGUACAAGCAGCAGCUCCAGUUCAACCUCCAGAAUACGCGCAACAACUUUGUGAGCACCAAGCAGGAAGUGGAGAAGCUGAUGAAGAGGAUCAGGUCGGCGGACCAGGACUACAAAGCUCCGGGCCCGUGGAGCAUGGAGGGCUUCCUGUACGCACAGGAGAAACGUCCUCUGGGCUGCACGUGGGCGAGACAUUACUGCACGUAUGAGAAAAGCAGCAAGACGUUUACUAUGAGCAAUACUGACAACAAGUCAGCCAAUAAACAGAACGGUCUGGCGCUCAACCAGCCCGAAAUGUUCAAGCUCAAGUCGUGCAUCCGGAGGAAAACGGACUCCAUCGACAAGCGCUUCUGCUUCGACAUUGAGGUGGUGGAAAGAAACGGCGUCUGCCGCGGAACUCUUUUCAGGCCGCUUCGGUUGUUCUAUAAAGUCCGGCAUGGUGUCAUGACGCUGCAGGCGCUGUCCGAGUCCAACAGACGGCUGUGGCUGGAGGCCAUGGAUGGCAAGGAGCCGAUUUACAACCUGCCCGCCAUAUUGAGCAAGAAGGAAGAGACAUUCCUUAACGAGGCCGGCUUCAACUUUGUGAGGAAGUGCAUCUUCCUGGUUGAGAGCAGAGGUAUAAAUACGAUGGGGCUGUACAGGAUUGGUGGCGUCAACUCGAAAGUGCAAAAGCUGAUGGUGACAGUGUUUUCAUCCAAGGCGCCAACAGACAUGGACCUGGAUCCUGAGACAUGGGACAACAAGACCAUCACCAGCGGCCUGAAGAAUUACCUCAGGUGUCUCUCUGAGCCGCUUAUGACCUUCAAGCUGCAUAAAGAAUUCAUCAUGGCUGUCAAAUCGGAUGACCAGAACUACAGAGUGUGCGCUGUCCACUCUUUGGUCCACAGGCUGCCAGAGAGGAACAAGGAGAUGCUUGAGCUGCUCAUCAAACAUCUCGUCAUAGUAUCCGCGCAAAGUCAGUCCAACAUGAUGACCGUGUCCAACCUGGGAGUCAUCUUCGGGCCCACCCUGAUGCGCUCCCAAGAGGAGACUGUGGCCGCCAUGAUGAACAUCAAGUUCCAGAAUAUUGUGAUGGAAAUUCUGAUUGAGAAUUGUAACAAGAUCUUCCAUCAGCUUCCGGACCCUAAUGUGCCGCUGCCGCAGCCUCAGGGUCGGCCCGGUUCCCGCAGGAGCAGAGCCAUUUGUCUGUCAAGCGGUCCCCGGAAGCCCCGCAGCCUCUACACGCCCACCCUGUGCCUGGCCGACGCAGAAAGCCCCUGCAUAGGCGACCCGUGCAGCAGCAGUCCAGGCAGCACCCCCGUGGGCAGCAUGGAGUCUCUGUCCUCGCACUCCUCGGAGCACGACGGCUCGUCCAAGGCAGAGACUGCGACCUCCGUGCAACCUAACGACGUCACGCUCCCUGACGCCGCGUCCCUGCGCUCCAGCGGGCCCCGGAGCACCGAGUCCAGCUCCAGGGAGGAGGCCGGCCCGACCGACGUAGAGUCGGAGGACGCGCUCCCCGGCGUCGCCCCCAAAAAGGCCCCCCACCGUCGCUACCCUGGACUCAGACCGCCUGAUCUCACGGCUGCAACCUCUCUCAAGUCACUGCAUGUGAAUGAAGGCCAAAGGAGCUGCUCGAGGUCCACCCAAAACCUCUCCACGCUGGAUCUCAUCGAUCACUUGAAGCACGCAGAGCACCCGGCGCUUCCGCCCAAGGUCGUGAUCCGGCGGCGGGCCGCGGCGGCCGGCGACGGAUACCAAAGACCAGGCUCAGUGGUGGCUGCCAGAGCGCUGCUUUUUGAACACGCCGCCGCCCAGCAGCCCGCCACGCUCGGGAGGGACGCCCAGGCCGUCUACUCGUGCGAGGCCGAGCACAGCCACGAGCUCAGCUUCCCCAAGGGGGCGCACUUCAGCAACGUGUACCCGUCGGUCGAACCAGGAUGGCUGCAAGCGACCUACCAGGGAAAAACGGGUUUAAUCCCCGAAAACUAUGUCAUCUAUCUUUAAUUUAAUUAGUUUUUCCAUCCAUGGUAUCCAUGGAAAAGCCCUUUACUGGUGAUUGUAGCUGUGUGGUUUCUAGCUGCUUGGAUAGGGGCUAGAACAUGACAAACAUACCUCCUUUUUCUUUUUUUAUUUGGAAAAAGACUUCCUCAAAUGUGUUUUUAAUAAGACAGACAUAAUUUGUCUUUUUUCAACACGUUUUUACGACCACAAACGACACACGAGAACCACUUGACAAGUUUUAUUGCCUUGAAAUAUCUUCAACAAUCUUUGAUUAAUGUAUUUUUUUCUGCAAAAACAGAGCUCGGCAAAAAAAAAAAAAAUAAAUAAAAACUGGGACCUCACACCCCCACAACGUCAACGUUUCGCGCCAUGCUGCGCCCACCCGCAAUCGAAAACUCAAGUUCUUGUCAAUUUAGCAUCGCCCAUCUGUCUUAGUUCAAUGUUGAGAGCAAUCAGGCAAAGUUUCUACAACAAGUUUGACUUUGACCCUGCCGAUGGCAAAUUGUAAAUGGCCGUCUUGCUGUGUGAAUUUUACAUCGCGAGUUCCUGUGGCUAUUUUGUGGGUCUGCUCUUUUUUUUUUUUUUUUUUUUUUUUUUUUUUAAAGCUCGAGAAGGUACUAUAUGACAAAUUACAAGACAGGACAGUAACACUGCGGUUAAAUAGCCUGUAGGAAAAUAACAAAAAACUACUUAGAUGACUCAAUUACAACAUAUUCCAAGUUAUGUAAAAAUUGUUCCUAAAUGUAAAAAAAAAAAAUCAGUUAUUAUAGAUUGAAUACAAAUGUGUUUAAAAGUUAAAUACAACUGAACUGUGCUUAGGCAGUGAUUCCUUUGAGUUCAACUAGAGGGAGCCCAUGAGUGACAAUCACUGGCACAGACCGUAAAGCUUCAUUUUGUUUUGCGUGUGUGCGUGUGUGUUUUGUGUCGCCCACCUGUUUCCCAAGGUGCAUGUUUUACAUUAGAAAGAAGGCACAGUACACCACCAAAACAAAAAUGGCACAAAAAGUACAUACACAAAAAUCUGAUCUCAUCUCAGUUUACUCACAAAUGUAUUCAUGAACUCAGUAUGAAACCCUAGGCCUGUUUAGUUGAAUACAAAGCUCUUGUUCUGUUGUAUAAAUGGAAACAGGUGGAUACACAGGCUCAUUGUAGUUUCUCCCAUCUUGUGGAAUAGCAUUUCAUUGUUCUGCUUUUGAAAAGAUGAAAAAAAAUACAUUAUUUGUUGUAAAUAAUUCAUAAAUUGUGGACCAAUUGAAUGAAAUUGGAUCAUAUCACGAUUGCGUUUUUCGUGCGUCCUGUUACGAGAGACACAUCCAUCUAAGGUUGUGCCCAUCAAUGAAAUAGUGUUUGGGGCCAUUUUUUUCCUUUUUUUUUCCCAAGGGGCACUACUGAGUGACUUUUAAGGGGGUUUUGUCGGCAACCCUCAAUAGUCACACAUUUUUGUAACACCUAAAGCACCCUAACUGCGAUCAUCACACUGGCUGUGCACUUCCUGCUGUCCUACCAUACAUUAUUCAUAGAAAUAAUCAAAGUCACGUAUCCUGUAAAGCAGGGGGUCUCAAACCUUUUGGGUAGAGGGACACCUUGUAGGGGAGACAUUUUUCCUCUGACCCCCAAGACCCGACCUUAAGAAUCCCUGUUGUAAACUGAUUUAUUCUACAACCCCAAUUGCAAUGAAGUUGGGACAUUGUGUUAAACAUAAAUAAAAACAGAAUACAAUGAUUUGCAAAUCAUGUUCAACCUAUAUUUAAUUGAAUACACUACACAGACAAGAUAUUGAAUUUUCAAACUGAUAAACGUGAUUGUUUUAGGCAAAUAAUCAUCAACUUAGAAUUUUAUGGCUGCAACACGUUCCAAAAAAGCUGGGACAGGGUCAUGUUUACCACUGUGUUACAUCACCUUUUCUUUUAACAACAUUCAAUAAACGUAUGGGAACUGAGGACACUAAUUGUUGAAGCUUUGUAGGUGGAAGUAGGUGGAAUUCCUUCCCACUCUUGCAGUCCGGGGUCUCCCUUGUCCUAUUUUACGCUUCAUAAUGCGCCACACAUUUUCAAUGGGAGACAGGUCUGGACUGCAGGCAGGCCAGUCUAGUACCCGCACUCUUUUACUACAAAGCCACGCUGUUGUAACACAUUGAUGUCGGUUUUUGAUGCAGUCCCGCCUGAGGGAUCGAAGGUCACUGGCAUCGUUGAGGAACACACUUGUUCACAAAGAGGUGAACCUCGCCCGAUCUUGGCUUGUGAAUGACUGACCAAUUCAGGGAAGCUCCUUUUAUAACCAAUCAUGGCACCCACCUGUUCCCCAUUAGCCUGUUCACCUGUGGGAUCCCACAGGUGAGCGUUCCUCAAUUUUGGCAGUCUUUUUUGCUACCUGUCCCAGCUUUUUGGGAACGUGUUGCAGCCAUAAAAUUCUAAGUUAAUGAUUAUUUGCGAAAAAGAAUAAAGUUUAUCAGUUUGAACAUCAAAUAUCUUGUCUUUGUAGUGUAUUCAAUUAAAUAUAGGUCAAACAUGAUUUGCAAAUCAUUGUAUUCUAUUUUUAUUUAUGUUUAUCACAAUGUCCCAACUUCAUUGGAAUUGGGGUUGUAGAUGCUAUACUUUAAUGACUUCACCUUCCAAUGUGUGUGCUGGUAUACCAGCAUACUUUAUGUUGUUAUUAUUACUAUUAAUAUGAUUGUUUUAGCUGUUUCAGUGGUUUGGGGGGGGGGG